[Torrubiella] hemipterigena is the source of this 738-nucleotide messenger RNA. NCBI's taxonomy places the organism in Eukaryota, Fungi, Ascomycota, Sordariomycetes, Hypocreales, Clavicipitaceae. The record is from the annotation of a GenBank genome assembly.
AUGAGCCAGGCUCAAGAUACACCAGAGCAGGCUGCGCAUGAGGCCAUGCCAACCAAGGACACCCCUUCUGCUGCUGCUGAUGCAUACGAGUCAACGCACGUACAUGCCGUAUACAACCAAAUCGCACCACACUUCUCUUCGACUCGCCACAAGCCGUGGCCGCUAGUAGCAAGCUUCCUGCAGGGCCAAAAGCCUGGCGCUGUGGGCAUCGACGUCGGCUGUGGCAACGGAAAGUACUUGCCUGUGAAUCCUAGCUUGCAUAUUUUUGGCUCCGACCGCAGCGAUGCCCUUGUAUCGCUGGCCCGGGCUGAAAAGGGCGGCGAGGUGGCCGUUGCAGACGGCAUGGCGUUGCCAUAUCCUCUAGGCCGCUUCGACUUUGCCAUUAGCAUUGCUGUCAUUCACCAUCUCUCGACUCCGGACCGGAGAAGAGAAAGUAUAGAAAAGAUCCUGGCUUGCCUACGACCACAGAGUGGAGAUGACCAGGCAAAGGCCAUGAUUUUUGUCUGGGCUCUGGAACAGGCUAGCAGUCGCCGAGGUUGGGACGAGGCCUCCGCCCAAGAUACGCUUGUGCCGUGGGUCAUGCGAUCAAAGGGAAAGCCUGAUGAGACCUUUCAGCGCUAUUAUCACUUGUAUAAGGAGGGCGAGCUUGAGGAUGAUGUCGCCGCGGCUGGUGGCGUCGUCCUGGAGAGUGGUUAUGAACGAGAUAACUGGUGGGUAAUAUGCACGAGGAAGACAUGA